Molecule: messenger RNA, 504 nt
Organism: Molossus molossus (Pallas's mastiff bat)
Lineage: Eukaryota; Metazoa; Chordata; Mammalia; Chiroptera; Molossidae
Gene: CUNH22orf15
Product: chromosome unknown C22orf15 homolog
Exons: 6
Coding region: 1-504 (167 amino acids)
Source: RefSeq, a predicted model, not a curated record
AUGUUUAUUACAGUGAUGUUUGGAGCUGGCUGCUGGGAGCUGGUGAACCUGUGGUGCAGCCUGGUGACUCUCGCUGCUCACCUAAGGCAGAGGGGUCGGGUGCCUCCAGAUGCAACCAUCGCUCUCCUGGCUGAGGAUGGGCACCUGGUGAGCCUGGACAAAGACCUAGAGGAGGUGGCUCCCCAGACCCCUUCCACAGGUAGCUCCCUGCUACAAGAGCGUGGGACCUAUAUCCUCGUGCAGAUCAUCAAUGGGGAGGGUGGGGCCCCCACUCGCUAUGAGUCCCUACUGGAAAACCUGGAUGACCGGUGUCCAGAGCUGGCAAAGGAGCUACGCCGGCUAUCGGGCCUACCGCCAAUGGGCAACAGCUGGAAGAGAUGUACUGGCACUCGGUAUGGCCACCAGGAGCAAGGUCCUCCUUCAAAGCCCCAAAGGUUGGGUUCCCGGCUGUCCAGGACCCAUUAUCUGGGGCCAGGAGCCAGGCCCAAACAGAUAGUGGCCUAG